AACCAGUCCAUUCCCUCAUCCCUCAUCCCUCCCCGUCUGCGAGAAAUGGAUCUGCCCCAAAUUCCACCACCUCUAUCAGACUCGACCCAUCAAAAAGCACAAAACACAAAACCCCCUUGAGAGACAAACCACUCACCCAACAAGCAAGCAUGUCGCGUGCUCUCAUUAGAAGACGCAUCCUAACGUCACGUCAACCUACUCCCCUCGCCCUCCUCACCAACACCCGAAACUCCUCCCACAGCGCCUCAGGAACCUCCUCCAACCGCAAAAAAACUUCCCUCCAAACCCUCAAAUCCAUGUACCGAAACCACGACCCCAUCACCAUGAUCACAGCCCACGACUUCCCUUCAGCCCACGUCGCAGAGCACGCGGGCAUGGACAUGAUUCUCGUCGGAGACAGUCUGGCCAUGGUAGCCAUGGGCUACGAAGACACAUCCCAAGUCACGCUGGACGACAUGUUACUGCACUGUCGAAGCGUCUCUCGCGGGGCGAAGGCCGCGUUCAUCGUUGGGGAUCUGCCGAUGGGGUCUUAUGAGAUUUCUGCGGAACAGGCGCUGAUGUCGGCGAUGAGGUUGGUUAAGGAGGGGGGUGUUCAUGCGGUGAAACUUGAGGGGGGGAGGGGGAUGGGGGCUCAGAUUUCAAAGAUUACGGGCGCGGGAAUUCCGGUUUUGGGGCAUGUGGGGUUGACGCCGCAGAGGCAGAAUUCUUUGGGAGGUUUUCGCGUGCAGGGGAGGAGUGUGAGUGGGGCGCUGGGAGUGCUGGCUGAUGCGAAAGCGGUGGAAGAGGCGGGUGCGUUUGGGGUGGUUUUGGAAGCGAUUCCUGCGGAGGUUGCGGAGGUUGUGACGGGGAAGUUGAGCAUACCUACUAUUGGGAUUGGGGCGGGGAAUGCGACGAGUGGACAGGUUUUGGUGCAGGUGGAUAUGGCUGGGUAUUUUCCUCCUGGGAGGUUUUUGCCGAAAUUUGUCAAGAGGUUUGGGGAUCUUUGGGGGGAGAGUUCGAGGGCGCUGGAGAGGUAUCGGAGUGAGGUGAAGGAGAGGAGUUAUCCUGCGCCGGAACAUACUUAUCCCAUGAAGGCGGAGGAUGUUGUUGAGUUUAAGAAGGCUGCUGCUGAUGAUACUGUUUCGAGUAAUUAGAUCAGAUAGAAGGACCUUGUCCAUAUAGACCACCUCCCACAUCAUCA
Molecule: messenger RNA, 1180 nt
Organism: Pseudocercospora fijiensis CIRAD86
Lineage: Eukaryota; Fungi; Ascomycota; Dothideomycetes; Mycosphaerellales; Mycosphaerellaceae
Exons: 1
Coding region: 150-1133 (327 amino acids)
Biological process (GO): pantothenate biosynthetic process
Cellular component (GO): mitochondrion
Molecular function (GO): 3-methyl-2-oxobutanoate hydroxymethyltransferase activity; magnesium ion binding
Source: RefSeq, a predicted model, not a curated record